This is a messenger RNA of Hordeum vulgare subsp. vulgare (domesticated barley), 2001 nucleotides long. Its product is annotated as cysteine-rich receptor-like protein kinase 10. The transcript has 6 exons. Gene Ontology annotation, molecular function: protein kinase activity; ATP binding. Bases 1 to 1938 code for a protein of 645 amino acids. Gene Ontology annotation, biological process: protein phosphorylation. The record is from RefSeq and is a predicted model, not a curated record. NCBI's taxonomy places the organism in Eukaryota, Viridiplantae, Streptophyta, Magnoliopsida, Poales, Poaceae.
AUGGCGGGCGCGCCGCUGCUCCUCCUCCUCCUCCUCAUGCCGGCGUCGGCGACGGCGAUCGGCCACGUCUGCGGCAGCGGCGGCAACUACACGGCCAACAGCACCUACCAGUCCAACCUGGCCGUGCUCAACGCCACCCUCCCCGGCAACGCCUCCUCCUCCCCGCAGCUCUUCGUCACCGCCACCGCGAACGCCACGGCUAACUCCACGGCCGGCGUGGUGCGCGCGCUCGCGCUCUGCCGGCACGACACCACCAACCUCACCGCGUGCAGGGAGUGCGUCGCCUCCUCGUUCGCCUACGCGCACAAGAUGUGCCCGAACCACACGGCCGCCACUGUCUACUACGACUACGACGAGGUGAACGCGCUCAAGCCAGGGUGCCUCCUCGGCUUCUCCGGCGACCGCGGCUUCCUCACCCCGGCGUCCGGCACCACCGGCAACGGCACCUUCUUCCAGUAUUUCAACACGGUGAACAUCGCCGGCAACGCGGGCGUCGUCGCCGCCGCCGUCCGCCAGCUCCUCGCACAGACGGCCCGCAACGCGGCCGUCGCGGCCAGGAGGUUCGCCACGGGGUUCAUGCAGUCCAUUGGCGACGGCACCACGCCGACGCUCUACUCCCUGGCGCAGUGCACGCCGGACCUGUCCGCCGGCGACUGCCUGGCGUGCCUCCAGCGGCUCGUGGGCUCGAUCAACGCCACCAACAACUUGCGCCUGGGAGGACGGAUCUUCCGGCUCCGCUGCAACGUCAGGUUCGAGACGUUCAUGUUCUUCGACGACAAGAACAUGCAGCGGAUUCCAUCUCCAUCAUCCAUGGCUCAGGCACCUGCGCCGGCUCCGGCGCCAGCAAGCAAGAGUAAAGGGUCCUCAGAAGGAAAACGUAAUCACGAGUUUCAAGAAGGAGAUGAACAAGUUUGGGAAAUGGAAACAGAGUUAGCCGACUUUUCAGUAUUUGACUUCAAUCAGAUAUUAGAGGCGACAGAUAACUUUUCCGAGGAAAACAAACUUGGCGAAGGUGGAUUUGGCCCUGUUUAUAAGGGCCGCUUUCCUGAUGGAGUGGAGAUAGCAGUUAAGAGACUUGAUUCAGAUUCAGGACAAGGUUUCAUAGAGUUCAAAAAUGAAGUUGAGCUCAUAGCCAAACUGCAACACAGGAAUCUGGUUAGGCUCAUGGGAUGUUGCUCUCAAGGAGAGGAGAAAAUACUGGUCUACGAAUUCUUGCCAAACAAAAGCUUGGACUUCUUUAUCUUUGAUGAAGAUAGAAAAACUCUACUGGACUGGGACAAACGUAUUGCGAUAAUUGUAGGAACAGCAGAAGGACUUCUUUACCUACAUAAGCACUCUAGGUUGCGUGUUAUACAUCGUGAUCUUAAACCAAGCAACAUUCUAUUGGAUAGUGAAAUGAAUGCUAAGAUAUCAGAUUUUGGAUUGGCAAAAAUAUUCAGCUCAAAUAUCACCGAAGCAAAUACUACAAGAAAGGUGGUUGGCACAUAUGGUUACAUGGCACCUGAGUAUGCUUCCCAUGGCAUUUUCUCUAUCAAGUCGGAUGUAUUCAGCUUUGGUGUUUUAACUCUUGAGAUUGUUAGUGGGAAGAGGAAUUCCCAUGAAUGCGGAGCUUUCAUCAACCUCCUUGGACAUGCUUGGCAAUUAUUUGACGAGGAAAGCUGGAGUGAACUCAUUGAUGCAGCACUGCUUCCUGACAUUCAUUCAACAGAAAUGAUGAGGUGCAUUAACAUUGCAUUGUUGUGUGUACAAGAGAAUGCAGCUGAUCGACCGACCAUGUUGGAUGUAAUUGCAAUGCUAAGCAACAAGACCAUGAUCUUACAAAAACCUAAGCACCCAGCAUAUUUCAGUUUAAGCACUGCAGGGAACAAAGAAGCACCGACUACUACUCAGUCUUAUAGUGUUAAUGACGUGACCAUAUCUACGGUGACACCUAGAUAGUUCUCCUUUGCAUUGACAUUGUUUUAACUAAGAUGUUGUAGAGUGCGUAAGUUAUAAGUGGUA